ACAAUCGGUUUUCUAGCCAACCUUCAUUCUCGUUCCCCAUUAUACAGUUCUCGUCCUGAUAGACCAAAGGGGUUAGGAGGGGGUUUGAGCACUAUGCUUAUCACUAUCACACGAGACAUGGAUCAAGAGUCGAAUUAUGACGGACAGCGGGAAAACGAACUACAGAAUCGAAUGACGAGACACUAUCAUGAGUAUGAUGUGGAGGAAUCAAAGACUUAUGGUGACCGUCCAAUGUUUGAAGGUCGUCUCACACCCGACACACCCCUGACUUCACAAACCCUGAACAAGCCUGACUUUUAGGUAAUGGGCGCCGGGUCGCGGUUCCGUCGAGCUGGGCUGGUCGGAGUCGCCGAGCGUGAACGCCAGAACCUUGGAGGCAGUGCACAGCAAUUUUGAACUGGAGUCAGUUGCACCACGGACUUUUAGGUCCUUCUGCUCAUUGCACAUCUGCAAGCGAAUGAAAUGCCUAAAUUUGUUGUCAAUACCUAACCCAUAGGACAGCUUUCCUACGACGAAUACGUGAACGAUUCUCUCAAGUAUAUAGAUACUUCGAGGUUGACCUGAGGAGCAUGGUAAACUGUUACCUAUCAGCCGUCCCUGCCGUGCCAACGGGAAAAGAGAGGCGAAAAGAUUGGCCUGUCAAACCCUGAAUUCUCCAUUCUAAAUAUAGUCCAAGUACAGCCCGGGAA
This is a messenger RNA of Cantharellus anzutake, 689 nucleotides long. RefSeq lists its product as uncharacterized. The record is from RefSeq and is a predicted model, not a curated record. Bases 94 to 300 code for a protein of 68 amino acids. NCBI's taxonomy places the organism in Eukaryota, Fungi, Basidiomycota, Agaricomycetes, Cantharellales, Hydnaceae. The transcript has 5 exons.